AUGUACAUCUUCCUGGCCCUUCUUUAUGUCUCUUUGGUGGCUCCUGGGUGCUCAAGAUUUCUAACAAAGAGAGACUCCACCAGAAAUAGUAUACAAAGCAUCAUAACCAUAGCCAAGAUAACCCUGGUCCACAUCAAGAUGGUAAGGACAAAGUUUCCAUUGGAUCCACAGAUAGAAACCAGCACUCCUUCCAUAGAGGGACUGACUAGUAUCUGCCAUGACCUCGGACAUUUAGAAAAUGAGCUGCAGAACCCUUUCACAGAUGUCGUCGGCCAGAUUGUGGCUGAUGUCUCCAGUUUGGAGGGAAGGGUUCGUUCCUUCACCCUGACUAUGGACUGUCCCAUCCAGGCACGACCCAGAGGAGAGACGUCCAACACCAACUUCCCCGACAGCCGGCUCCAGCUGACUCUGACCAAGGUGCAGCGCUACCUGGAUGAGUUUCUUCUCCAAGAGGACAAACUCAAGGUCUGCUGA
Messenger RNA from Trematomus bernacchii (emerald rockcod), 474 nucleotides. Its product is annotated as leptin-B-like. NCBI's taxonomy places the organism in Eukaryota, Metazoa, Chordata, Actinopteri, Perciformes, Nototheniidae. The record is from RefSeq and is a predicted model, not a curated record. The transcript has 2 exons. The coding region runs from base 1 to 474 and encodes 157 amino acids.